Hydractinia symbiolongicarpus is the source of this 2400-nucleotide messenger RNA. RefSeq lists its product as uncharacterized. Bases 1 to 2400 code for a protein of 799 amino acids. The record is from RefSeq and is a predicted model, not a curated record. Lineage: Eukaryota; Metazoa; Cnidaria; Hydrozoa; Anthoathecata; Hydractiniidae. The transcript is spliced from 6 exons.
AUGCUACACAAAGCUGUUAGCUGGCUACCAAACAAAUCUGCUGACCAAACGGAAAGCUUGCGCCCAGAAAAUAAUCAAAGGUUAAUAGGUCUCAUUAUGGGUCAGAUACCAGAUCUUCCUCAACAUAUUGAACUGCCACAGGUAAAUGUCAUACCACGUACAUCAAUGAUUGAUGAUGUGUCUUUAGCUAGGCGUGGACAUGCACAAUAUGUUGCGUCUUUACGCCAUUCCGAAACAGUUAAUCAAGUUAACAAUAGGAAUCAGAGUGAUUCAGUUAGGCAAGCAGCAAGUCGUAGUGCUGAAUGUAAUGAGCAGACUUCCAAUAGACGUGCACGUGAUGCUGAAAGACAUACUAUCGCACGUCAAGCACAUAAUGAUCAGGCUACCAAUAGACGUGUUAUGGAUAAAAAUUGUGAGUAUUGUCAAGCUAUAAAGUUUGAAAAUGAAGAGUGUUUCAAAUGCUGCCAUAAUGGUAAAGUUGCACUUGAUAAUUUGUCACCAUACCCUGAACAGCUAAGGAACUGUAGAGCACUCAAUGAGAGAAUGGCACGUCCUGAAAAUAAUGGCUGUAGAGAACACGUGAUGCAAACUGUUCAGGAUAUAAUGAACAGAGUUAGUCCUUUUGCUGCUGCAUACAGGUACAUGGCUGAAGUUGAAGCUGAUGAAAUAGCUCAGGCAGCAGCUGAAAACCGUGUUCCAUCAGAAGUACGCAUGUGCAUGAGAGUUGGCAGUGAUCGAAGGCGAUAUAACUUGCCACAUUAUGACGAAGUAGCUGCAGUUUUUGUUGGCCAAGAUGGAGCUCCUCCUGGAAACAGGGAUAUUGUUACCUACCCACGUGGAGGCAAUUUGCGAAAUAUUUCUACGUUAUCUGCAAAUUUAGAGCCGAUGGUUUAUCCUCUAUUUUUUCCAAGGGGUGAACCAGGUUGGUAUUAUGGGAUACCCCAUGUUGCCGAACGUGCAACCCGUACUCGAAAUGCUACUACAAUGUUGCAGUAUUAUACUUACCGUGUAGCUGUUCGGGAAAAUUUUAGCCCGAUUCAUUAUGGUAAGAAAUUAUUUCAACAGUAUUGUGUGGAUUCUUAUGUUAAAGUUGAGGGUAACAACUUAAAUUACAUUCGUGCGAAUCAAACAAACCUGCGUGUUGACAGUUAUGAAGGUUUAGCUGACCACUUGAAUGCACGAGCUGAAGAGCGAGACCUUCAACCAGGACGUAUUGUUGUCCUUCCUUCAAGUUUUCAAGGAAGUCCACGUGCCAUGGCUCAAAACUAUCAAGAUGCUAUGGCUGUCAUUGGCCAACGUGCACAUGAUCGGCCUGAUUUAGUUUCUCGAGUUUUUAAAUUGAAACUAAAUGAACUCCUAAAAGAUGUUACUGAAAGGGGUGUUUUAGGUAAAACUGUAUCACAUGUUUAUGUUAUAGAAUUUCAAAAGAGGGGUUUACCUCAUUGUCAUUUGUUACUUCAUUUAGAUCCCAAUGAUAAACUUCGGGAUGCAGAUGACAUAGACAGUGUUAUUUCAGCCGAAAUUCCUAAUCAACAGGAACAACCUGAGCUGUUUGAAAUUAUUCGGUCGUGUAUGAUUCAUGGACCAUGUGGCUAUCUGAAUCCUAAUUCUAGGUGUAUGGAGGAUGGUGUUUGCACAAAAAACUUUCCGAAAAUUUUUUUAGGGUCUACCGUUGCAGACGUUGAUGGAUAUCCAUUGUAUAGACGUCGUAAUAAUGGAAUACAUAUCAAUGUCAAUAAUGUUGAUGUAGAUAAUCGAUGGGUUGUUCCCUACAAUCCAUGGCUCUCCAAGAAAUACAAUGCACAUAUAAACUUAGAGGCUUGCAUGUCUGUUAAAUCUGUUAAAUACCUUUAUAAAUAUAUUUAUAAGGGUCAUGAUUGUGCCAACAUUGAGAUCAAUGAACGUAUUGAUCACGAUGAGGUACAGACGUUUUUAGACGCUAGGUAUGUCAGUGCGCCAGAAGCAAUAUGGCGCCUUUUUGAAUUUAAAAUGCAUCAGCAAUCUCAUGUUGUCCAUAGACUGCCAGUGCACUUGCCUAAUAAUCAUAUUGUUUAUUUUCAGCCAGACCAGGUUGAAGAAGCUGUGAACAGAGCUGCAAAUCAAGCCACUAAAUUAACAGCUUGGUUUGUGCUAAAUGGAGAGAAUCACAAUGCUCGCCAAUAUUUGUAUCCAGACAUUCCUCUUCAUUUCGUUUUCAAUAACGACAGGAAAAUUUGGACACCAAAGCGAAACUUUAACCUUAAAAUUGUCUCUAGAAUGUAUAGUGUGAGUCCUCGCGCAGAUUUAAGAACUGUGGAUGGUAAUGUCGCUGAGACAUUUCGUGAAACCUGUUUAUUGCGUGGACUACUGCAAGAUGAUACCGAAUGGAACAAUACUUUGAAGGAGGCUGUCAACUUUUAG